Bemisia tabaci is the source of this 6677-nucleotide messenger RNA. It is a transcript of the gene scf, whose product is annotated as Calumenin B scf. The record is from RefSeq and is a predicted model, not a curated record. Gene Ontology annotation, cellular component: endoplasmic reticulum. Gene Ontology annotation, molecular function: calcium ion binding. NCBI's taxonomy places the organism in Eukaryota, Metazoa, Arthropoda, Insecta, Hemiptera, Aleyrodidae.
UCGAACAGAUUUGUUUGUUUUUAUUUGUUAUCUCACCAAUUUUUAUCUCGUAGGAUUACGAUUCGUAUGUUUUCACGCUAUUAAAUACUAGUUAAAUAUAUCCCUUUUCUUCUAUUUCUUUACUUCUUGAUGAAGGAUUUUUCUCUGAAUUUUCCAGGCGCAAUGAUAAAUUUACAAGCCGGCCUCAUCUGGAGUGCGCUAAUUAUAAUUUUAGUGCUCAGUCCAUUUAAUGAUGUGCAUGCUGACGAAAACAAGGAUAGAACUUUGAACAAGGACUUAAGCGACAAAGAGCAUUAUCACAAUGAGGAGCACAAUGCAGACUAUGACCACGAUGCGUUCCUGGGAGAAGAUGCCAAAACGUUUGACCAGCUUUCGCCUGAAGAAAGCAAAAAAAGAUUGGGAUUAAUUGUCGAUAAAAUUGACCAAGACAAAGAUGGAUUCGUGUCUCAAGAUGAGCUAAAGAGGUGGAUUCAGUAUACUCAACGGAGGUAUAUUACGAGCGAUGUGGAAAGCCAGUGGAAAACUCACAACCCAGAAGGAAAAGAUAAAAUCCUGUGGGAAGAAUACAAAAAAGUGGUCUAUGGUUUCAUGGAAGACAUGGAUGCUACAGAAGCUGAGAAAGAAGAUGAACGAGGAUUCUCUUACAAGAACAUGAUAAGCCGAGACAAACGAAGAUGGGGCGUAGCGGACCAGAAUGGUGAUGGGGCUCUAGACCGAGAUGAAUUCUCUGCUUUUCUGCAUCCUGAAGAAACUGGACACAUGAGAGAUAUUGUUGUGUUGGAAACAAUGGAAGAUAUCGACAAGGAUAAGGAUGGAAAAGUGUCUUUGGAAGAGUAUAUUGGUGACAUGUACAGAGGACUCGAAGAAAGUCUUGAAGAGCCAGAUUGGGUCAGAAGCGAAAAAGAGCAAUUUUCAUUGUACAGAGACAAAGAUGGAGAUGGAUUUAUGGACCAAGAAGAGGUGAAAAACUGGAUCAUCCCAUCAGAUUUUGAUCAUGCAGAGGCCGAGGCACGUCACUUGAUUUAUGAAUCGGACGCAGAUGCUGAUCAGAAGCUUACGAAAGACGAAAUUCUCUCUAAAUACGACCUGUUUGUAGGAUCUCAAGCAACUGAUUUUGGUGAAGCACUCGCCAGGCACGAUGAAUUUUGAUCUGUUACCAAGGAAAGAUUGCUGGUCUUAGCUUGAAUUGCACCAAAAAUUGAACUCAGAGUUAAAAAAUUCUUCCUAUUAAUGUAGACAAAUUUUCAGAGAACGUUUCUAGGCUACAAGGGUCGUUUUCUAACUUUAUUUUGUACUUAGUCAUUAGGUUUAAUUAGACGUGAAGGGUGUAUUAGGUAAGGGUAUUGCAUAUGAUUUCAUGUAGGCUGGAAGCCUGCUGUGACUUCCAAAUUUACAUUUUCAGUAUUCCUUCCAAUCUAAAUGUUUUACCCGAAUUUUUACUUGAGGAGAAACUCAUCUCUUUUGAAUCUCAAAAUAGAAAAAAUCAAUAGGAAAUUCACAACAUACUUUGUUAUGAGAUCUUCCAAUAGAUCUUGACACAAAGUUUGAAAGUCUGUCAUUAGAAAAUUUUGCUGAUAAUCAGCUGAUAACACUGAGGUCUUUAAUUUAUUUGCCAAAAAAUAAUUUUUAAUUGUAAUGCUCGUGCAAUAAGUGUUUUGCAACAUAAAUGGUACUUAUCAAGAAACUUUAGAUGGAUUAUGAUUUUUGCAUAAUAUUUGAUUCAUUUAAGCAUGAAUUGUUUAAAAAACACCGGCAGAUUUUGGCUCUCAGUAAAAUAAUUUAGCAUGUGCUCAUUUUUAAGGAGGAACUUUCUCUGUAUUGGAUCCUUCAAAUGAAAUUAUCAAAGUAAAAUGAUGAGCAACAAUUAGAGAGUUAGAAGUCUGAGGUAAAAAAUAUGGUUAAUUCGUCUUUUUUAAAAUUACCCAAGUUUUGUUACUCUUUAAACGUUAAAAAAUUUAAUUAUGGAAAUCGGUCACUAGAGUACGUCUUUAGCGCAAAAUCCCCAGGCACUCCAAAAACAGGGGGAAAAGGCCCUUUUUUGAUGUGUCCCUUAAAAUUAUGGGCACAGAUUUAAAUCUUCUAGAAUAGAUAUUCUUGCAUUUUUCUGUGUUUUGCAAUUGACAGUUAGAUGUGUGCUGCUUUUGAUGGAAAUGUUUUAAUAAUAUAACCGGCCAUCUAAUGAGGAAUUCAUGAUUUUGAAUUUACACUUAAUUAAUGUCUUUGUGCCAAUAUAUUUCUAAAAUGCAUGCUGGCUUUCAUUUAAACUUGUCGAAUUUAUAAGCGAUCUCUGAAAGGUUUGAGAACUUUAAAGUAUCUCAAAUUACUCUAUACCUAUGUAUUUUAUUUUUUUACUCAUCUAUUUCUUUCCCGUACAUUUAUCUUGUUAUCAACAUUUUUUUAAAAAAAAUUUUUGUUUGUAAUCGCAAUGUUUUUCUAGAUUUAGCUACCCAAAAUCUAAGAUCAUCAGAUAUUCUCGUUAUUCUAUUUUUUUAUCAAUGUAUUUUUAAUAAUCUAUUUUAUAUGUAGGCCUAAUUAUUACUUAUCAUCCUUUUCAUUAUUUGCGACCGUCCAAGGGGGACAGUUAGUCUUACAGAGGUCAAUUGUUUUGGAGAGAAAUUCUUAUCAAGUGGGUGGAAAAGUGAGAAAUCAAAUUUUCAUCAACACAUUUUCUUUCAUAUCCCAAAGAACAAGUGAUGAGUUUAGAUCAGUUUUAUGCUAUAAGAGGUCAUGUUGUGGUAUCAUGAUCCAACAAUUUCAAGUCCUGAAGAUAGAAGGCGAAAUCAUCAAGCAUCAUUUUCUCAAAUGUAUAUUUUUUUUUGUUCAAAUUACUUUAAAGCAUUAUAUAUCCAGUUUUGUUCGACAAAUUUUUAGGAGUUUCACGUUUAUUGAAGCGUUCAUAAAACCUCCUUCCAAGCGGCCGCAACAACACCUCUAUUUUGACUUUUUCCAUGGACGGUCUCAUUUCUAGAAAAGUGGUAUUCACUAUUUUUAUGCAUGAAUAUGAUCAGAGCAGUAUUUUUAACUUACGCUUACACCUUUAAUGUAAAUUUUCAGUGAUUUUUUGUAAAAAAUCUGCCCUUGGCUUUGUGUUAUUUUUGAGAUUACGCUAUUUGAGUUUGUGCAGCAUCCUCUCAGUCUUUAGCAUAUGCAUACAAAUUCUAGGAAAUUCUAUGAAAAGUUUUACUCAAUGAUUGCAAGUAGUAGUAUUUUGUUUUAACUUACACAACGACAGUUGCCUUCUGAAGCUAAAAACAAACUCUAAAAAAAUUGAUAGUGGAAAAAAUAGGGUUUAGUGAAAUGAUCUAAAAUGGACCAAUUACAAGUAAUCACUAUCAGUAAUUUCAGUCAUCCCUCCCAGCUGAGCUGCUUUCCUUCUUUCACUCACUAAGUCCUAAAAGCAAAAAUUUUUAUCCAUGUUUUGCUUCUAUUGUUGAACUCUUGAAGCUUCUUUCUUCUUCAUGAAUUCUUGAGAUAGGCUGCUACAACUUUUGAGUAUCAGGAUUCAUUAUAUCUAUCAUACUAUCAACAUUAUCGUUGGUUUUAGAGUAAAAUUUUAGCGGUGAGACGUUGUGGAUUUUUUUGAGCCUGAAGCUGAAGAUAAACUUUAAGUAUUUUACUUUGUAUUUUCUCCGUAAAAUUAAUUCUAGUGCUGUUAUGUACACAAACAGUAUUUGUUGAAGUAAGAUUUUGGAAAAUAUUCUAUUUUGUCUUGAACGCAAAUUUUUUAGAUAUCAAUUCCAAGCAGUCGAGAAAAAGAGUCAUAAUAUACAUAAUGUAAUUAUUUUGUAUGAUGAUCUUCCUUCACUGCUUUGUUAAAUCAUACGUUGAAAUUUAUUUUAUUUUUUACUUUUAGAUUUACUAGCCUGUUUUUGCAAAUGUCAAGUAUAACUUAGUAGACCUUUUUGUCAACAACGCAUGGUAAGUUUGAAAGAUCAUAGAUUUUUCCGAAUCCAGCAAGGAGGUUUAAUCUCCAUGAUUAAGGGACUCAUCCCAAAAUUGCAGUAUUUUAUCAGAGACAGUAUUAAUCUUUCAUCUGAGUAUUUUUAAAGCUAACUGCCACCAUAAACUCCUGUUUCAUUUUUUUGGGGGGGGGGGGAAUGAUACCCUCAUUUAAUUUAUAAUACUCAACAUUUUUUUGCAAGUAUUACGAAUGUUUAGAUCAUAUUUCAUCAAAUUCUGAAAAAGAACGGUGGAUUACCUAUUUUAAAGUAAGUUUUACUAAAUUAGUGGUGAUGCCAUGUUUGAUGUUUGGAAACACAUUUACUUUGCCUUUAUCUUUUACUGUGUCAACUUGCCGUUCCUCAUUUCCCAAAUGGUUUAUAUCUUAGCAUAACUUAAUGCCAUUUUUAACUACAUAUCUUGUGUUUACUUUACAUAUGGCCCCCAACUUCUCUACACAAAAAGAAUCCCCAGCAAAGGUGUUGAUAAGACAACUACUUUGUUCUUUUUUUUUUUUAAAAAAGAACGUCCUUAUGAGUUUUGUCACUAAGCUGUAUGUAUAUGUGAGCUACUUUUUAGAAAUGUAUGUUUCUUUUUAUCCUUCAUUAAUUUUUCCCUCUGAGGAAAAGGUGCUACAAAUGGGUGGUAGGAAGAAAAAGGUAGCUGUGCCAAGAUCAAUCGCACUUGUCGAAUCGUUGGAUGCAGAGAGGGAUUAACAAUUGAACCGGUUAUCUAGAAAAUUUUCUCAAGGAACACAAUUGUGCCACGAUACUCAUCGUAAUUUAACUCGAGAGCUCUUAAAAAAACUUUAAGUUGAGGCAAUAAUGGAGAAGAUCUCUUAUUGCGUAUGAAAGAGAACACCUUUACUCAAUUCAACUCGCUAUUCAUAGAUAAUGCUAAAUAAUCGAUAGAGUUCUCUUUAAGAGCUUUUUUUAAGGAGUUGAUUUCUGAGAAAACCAUCAGCAUCAUUGUGUUUGUCUUGCAAUCUUACUUAGGAAGCAAUCACUAAAUUGAAAACCCCUAGUGUUUGCAAGAACUCCAUUCACUCAGUGAUGCUUUAUUCCCUCGUACCUCCUGGGUUUUUUUGUAUAAAAGUCUACAUCUUACGGUUUUUGUCUCUUUUGUGUCAUUGAUCAUCUGUGCCUUUUCUAGAAGUGAUGAAAAAUCAUGCAUGGUUUGUGUGGCCUUGAUACGCACUUGAAUUUUACUCUUCACUAAUUGUCACCAAAUAAUGUUUGUUAAGAAAGAAUAUAGCAUUUGAUAAUUAAUAGAUCCUUUGGAAUUUCACGAAUCGCGAUCCACCUUCAAAGAGUCCCAACUGCUGACGCAGACUCGGAGUCCUCGCUACAAUAGAGGCAGCAGUGUCAUCGGUACUUCUGCAAUGCCCAACUGUCUGAUGCGUACUGUGUUGAUAAGCUUCGAGCGAAGUUAACAAAAACAUAAAACAAGACCGAAAUUUUAUCAUUAAAAAUUACAGUACUGGGGUAGACUCUGCGUGUAUGAAAAUAUUCUGAAAAAGGUCUUGGAAAUUCUUAAAAAAGUGCUGGAAUUUUCAUUGCUAGGGCUGCACGAACCAUUUUGUGAUUAAGAGGUGUUGAGUUUUGUGUCAAUCAAAUUCAAGAUCAAAGGUUUCUUGUUCUUCGCCAAGAAUUUUUUUGUUUAAAUAUUAAUGUUCACAUAAGUUUUAUAGGAUCAAAAUGUAUUUCACCCAAUACUCAGCCAAAAGCUUCCUCUAGGUGAUAUAAGAUUAUGUACUGUCUUUUCGGAUAGUGGAAUCAGAAUUAUGUGUUUAAAAUAAAGACUUCUUUUCCUUUAAAUAGUUGAAUUUUCUUAUCUGAAAGAUAAAUGCACAUAGUUUUCCACUUCUGCCAUUUUUGUGGAUGUGUAUUUAUUAUUGAAGGUUCAAUAGGCAUCAGUAGCAGAAAAACCCCACCUUCUGGCCGAAGUAUCACAAGUGCCUUUCAAGAUUAAACGCUAUGUUGUUGGACAGUUCAACAUUGUUUUUAUCUUUUCUUUUAAGCUUUGCACAUAUUUUUAUAAAAAUUUCAGAGACAGAUUUUGAUGACAAAAAAAAUAUGAAAUAUUUGUAGGUAAUUCUGUUCAUUAGUUUUUCUCUGGAAAAUUGGACAAGUUUGAAAAGUUUUGAAAAAUAAAGCCUCGGCAAAAGUUUCGCUUGUAAUACUUUGGCUGGAAGGUGACGAAAUGACUUACUCCUUUUUAAAGCUUAAGAGUUCGGGUAGAAUGUAUUUAUUCAUUUAUUCACUCUUUCUCCCUCAGCACUCAUGUAUACUUCCUCCUAAAAUGUUGAUGACCUCUUAUGUCUAGCAAGACCAAUCCACACAGGUCAGUCAUUGCGCAUCUUUUUGAAAGCCACUUCCCCGCCCGGCCCUAACUCGGCUGCACUCAAUAGUACGUCACAAUGGGUGCUCCCAUAAGAAAUACAUUGCAAGCACUCAAUAGUACGUCACUGCGCAGUAGGGUACCAAAACUCGUCCACAGGAAUGACUGACCUGUGUGGAUUGGUCUUGAUGUCUAGUUUUUAAUGGCACAAACAUCUGGAUGUCUUUCAGAGACAGCCCAAUUGACGAUUUUUCAAGCAAAAUGUAUUAGCGGGCAAAUCUAUCUCAGACCUUUAAUUUACUUAUUUUUUGUCUCCCAAAAAAUUAUUGAUUUCCAACUGCCUCUCGAGUUUCGCAUCAAAUUUUCGUUUUGGUAGGAAUAUAAUCCUCACAGAUCCU